Molecule: messenger RNA, 4432 nt
Organism: Odontomachus brunneus
Lineage: Eukaryota; Metazoa; Arthropoda; Insecta; Hymenoptera; Formicidae
Exons: 2
Coding region: 488-865 (125 amino acids)
Source: RefSeq, a predicted model, not a curated record
UUCCACCCCCCAAAAUAUCGCGGCAUACCUAACGUCGGAUUUAAAGUUCUGCCGAUGGAGGACGAGAAUCACAAGUGCGGUGACGCUGUUAAAGGUUUAGUUACAUUCGGAAAAUUACUGUUUGUUAAAAGAAACUGCGGAUGUCAAGGUUGAUGUGCUGCAAAGGGUCGCGAAUACCAACGUUCCCGCGACAUUUCGCUUACAAUUAGAAUUGUAAUUUCGCGAUUACAAAUCACACUCGCGAAAAUCCGAUAAAGUUUGCGAAAUAUUUGGUAGAAUUAAUGAGAAUCUUUUGUGAGAAGCCUUCAACAGAGAGUCGAGGGAUACUUUUGCGAGGAACGCGAGCUUUUCUCUGCGAUCCAACUGUCCACCAUCGACUCGUGUCACGUCUAGUAGGAGACAUGGAGGAUUGCAUGCUCGCCUUUGUACAAAGGGGAAGAAGCAGAAGAAAACGGAGAACAACACGAAGAAGAAGACGACGAAGAAGAUGACGCUGAUGAGGAAGGCGAGGAAGAGGAGGAGUAGGACGCGGACGAAGGAGCAACAGGAGAGGAGCAGAGCGAGACGAAGAGGCCUGGCUGCGAGGAAGACGAGAUGCGGAAGAGAGCGGAGACGGAUGGAGAGAAGGAGGACGCGCACACGUUGGUGCUCGCCCGAAAUAGAAGCCACGCACGGCCGCCGCCAUAUUUCCAGAAAUAAGUUCUCCGGUUACAGGAUCUAUUUCCGAUGCGGGUCGGCGACUGAAGCUGCGCCGUCACCGGCCGCUGUGACGUAUGCGGCUGCAGGUGCAGCGAUCUACUGGCCGAUUCCAACCGUUGCAACCGGGAAACGGGAGCAACGACAGACGCGGACAGGCAGCGUUUGAUUUUGGUGUCCCGGGGAAAGGAUUCUCUCACAGUGCCGCUCUCGUAACCGAUGGUCAGCCAGUGACGUCAGUGACACUCGGUGCGAUCGAUUAUGGUUCACGCAACGAGAACCAGCGAAUUAUUGUUCCACCGCGAAUCGCCGCACCGGCGAGUAAUGCGAUUAGGUGAAUGUGCGAGUUAUGAGCCCGCCAUGUAAUCCCGGGAUAAAUUUGUCGCGGGUUCUCCCCCGUUACCUUCUGGCCGGCUAUAUAAAUCUGCCGGUCGCUCUGUCGGGACGUCAUAUAAAAAUCACUGUUUCGGAACAUUAUAAUUAACGAUCGUGAAUCCAUACGAGGCGAUCUUCAUUAGAUAUGCUAUCUAUUGUUAUUGAUAUUAGCUAUUAGUCACCGUUAUAAUCAGCAGAUUAAAUUCUGUCGUUUGUAUUCUUGAUACGCCGAGGAUAUAAUGCAAAUGUUCGCUUCGGUAAUAAUCGACAACAUAUUCUUACGAUGCCACCCGACGAUAUAUUACGACGUAUCGCUCGACUGCGCAAUUUUGCGCGCUAUUCGCGCGAAUUCUGGCCGAACAAUUUCACGAUUCGACCACGACGCGGAGUUCGCGGCCACGAUGCGUCGCGUGCGCUACAUAGGUGUGUGAGCGCGAAUUUAUCGACGGUAAAAUAGGUUUGCACCUCGUGGCAGUAAUACUCUUGAUUAAGCCGAAUGAAUUACGCUGAUAUUAUUGCCGUGAAAUAAUAAUAUUACUCCCGGUAUUAUCGGCUAAUGCCGCCAUUUGCAUUAACGUCGGCACCUGCUAAUUGGCGUCGCCGCUCGUCGUGUUUUGUCUAUUUGCCGUACGUGUUACAUUCGCCCGCCUGAUUAUGCUAAUCGCCGACGAAUAAUAACGCCCGUCGCUCGAAACGAAUCCGCCAGGUAUCGAGGAGCAAGGGGUCAUCCCUCUUUUUUUAUUUCCCGGACUCGACCGCCGCAUUUUUUCAGGAUUCCGAGCGUCGAAACGUGCGUGGUUCCGUACUAUUACCUAUUAUUAUAAUUUAUGGCCAAGGCGUGAGUGUUAUGAAAAAUCAUACGGCCCGCUCGCGCGUGAGCGGACUUCCGUGAUGCCAUCCGUUUAUCUAGGUUGGAAAUACAAGUCCACUCUUGCUCGAUAUCAGAGAACGAAGCUGCAAUCGCGGGGAAGUUGCAAUUUCGAGCGUUGCGUUGCGCUGCGUCAAGGAAAGAGAAUCGUUUCUUCACCUGAGAGUGAAGCUCUCCGAGCGCAAAUUGAGCUUCCGAUCGUGCACUGGACGCCCUCGAGGACGUCAUCUGGGAACGGCGAGGUCGGCUGGAAACUCACGGGGAGAAGCAGCGCGGAUCACGUGACGCUUCACGAUAAUCACGGAUAGCUCGGAUGCAACCUUGGCACGUUUUCGACGGGUCGAUAAACGCAGCGUGGCAGAGACGAAUCGGUGGUCAAAAGCCCCGGGAGAAGGGCCGCGGGUUACACGCCGAUGGCGACUACGAGGGUCGAAUGACAGAAUCGCGGGUAUUGGCUGCUCCGUACGAUCGUCACGUUCAUCGCGACAAUUUAUGACGAUUGGAAUAGCGGCCGUUACGCGUCCGUUUCGCUCCGCUCCGCUCCGCUCUGCUCCGCUUCGCGCAAUGCAGUCAGAUGGUCGGAAGCUCCGACGCGACACCUUAUCAAACUGGUUCAAUCAGCGCGAGAAGAGAUCCGCCGUCGCUCGCAUAAAAUUCGCGACCUUUAAUUGACGUCUCGGUCUUUAAUUGUCGAAACGAGGCGUCACGUAAACGGAUUACCGAAGAUCGUGCAUGGAAAUUUUUCAAAGUCACACAGAUACGACAUAGAUUCUGAUAAGAACACCCAAAUUUGUUCCAAAAUUUGUUGCCCCACUGCGACACUAAUUGCGAAUCCCAUUCUUGUUCCAAAUAUGGGCUUUGUGUCUAGAAUCGAAAGACAUAUUCGCGUUUCUUUCCUUUUUCAAUUAUAAUAUCAUACUUUUUAAGUGUCAAAGAGGACAUCCUAUUUUUAUAUCAACUAUUGAAUAUUGUUGUAUUCAAAACGGUAAAAUACUAGAAAAAUAAAAUAUUAUCAAAACACUUUAAAUUCAUUACAUUGAGUAAUGAAAUUAUUCGAUAGUCGAUUUUAUGUAAAUGUAAAACCAAGAUCAGAAAGAAUAUUGGGAGAACUUUGAGUUUCCCGCUUAGAGUCGCGUGUUUGAAACAUUACAUUUACAAGCAGAACCCAUAAUUAUUUCGGGGAAUUAUACUAGAUCCCAAGAAGCUUUCUGUGCGGAAUUAAUUCCCGAAAUGUUCGAUCGUUCGUGAAUGGCGCGUAGAGAUACCGUUGCUUCGGCACGCUUUGUCAAGGCGCUCUAUAUAUUGUAUAGGAAAAAAGUUCAAUGCCCCGGCAGACAUAAGUCUAAGUCAUUAUCUUCUACCGGACGACCCGGCAUCUGGCUUUAUUAGGGUCGCGUUUGGUUGAGAGGUUUCCGGCAGGACAUUGUCUUAUUCCCACGAGUGUCCCGUAACACGCGGUAUUUAGGAGGACACAACAGGAGACAGCAGGCACGGUACGCCGCUGAGAUUGUACUAAUUAAGUCCCACCUCCCAUUAAUUGCCAGCGUGCCUGUCUUGUCAGUGGUCGCCGUUCGUCGUUGCGGCUGCGGACAUCGGUAGUUAACCGAAUUUCGAUAUCGACAUGUUUCAUUCCACGAACAAGUUUCCCAUUCUCGCACGGUCGGACGACUGUUUACAAGAUCCCUACAACUAAGGACGUCCUAAGAACUUCAGCGAGUAACGAUUUCACGAAUGUCGUCCGAAAGUUACCGAGAGAAGAAGACGGAUCUGAGGAUUCUUUUGCGGCACGACUUGCGGGAAAUGACCGCGGGAUAAUUUCGCGAUUAACGACUCGCCAUAUCAGAUUCUGCAACGUUCGAAUGGAUCUAAUUUGCCCAAAGUCGCGAUCCUCUCUUCCUGUUUCGACUCGAGUUCGCAACUUCGUACGAGCGUCAGCGUUUCGUUAAAAUAUCGCGAGGAAGAAAGGAGGGUGGGAGGGAGAUGGUCUAAUGUCAGGUAAUUCUCGCGAAUUUCGGGGACCGCCCGAGCAUCGACGCACGCGAUUUCUGGACGGAAAGAGUUCGCGGGCGGCGCGGGUUCGUUUGUCAAAGUCAACGGAUGGACGGUCUCCGGAUUGAAUCAUGAAGCGCGUUUCUCGCCGGAGCUAUCUUGCACGCGGAAAACGGAAAAACGGACCCAUCGCGACGUCGCGCGCACGACUGGGACUCGAGAUGCAUCCCGUGCGCUACGUGGACGACGUGCGCGAUUACCGUACAGUUUUCUUCUCCCUCCUCCCCUGUUCUCCUCGCUCUGUUUGCCCCCUUUUCCCGCCGCAUACGUAUAUCCGUCCAAUUUUCGUCGUUUUCAAUGGGGGCUCUCGAUGCUCGCUCGAUAAAUCCAUCUAGACGAGAGAAUAUAUCCGCGCUUGCCAGUUUCCGCACGUAAGCGAAACGUCAGCUUUCCUAGUUUCUUGGAGCCAAGCCGCCGCCUAACUCUCAAGCUACUCUCUCUCCU